Chanos chanos (milkfish) is the source of this 712-nucleotide messenger RNA. RefSeq names its product polysaccharide biosynthesis domain containing 1 (gene pbdc1). Bases 15 to 542 code for a protein of 175 amino acids. Gene Ontology annotation, cellular component: cytoplasm. The transcript is spliced from 6 exons. Lineage: Eukaryota; Metazoa; Chordata; Actinopteri; Gonorynchiformes; Chanidae. The record is from RefSeq and is a predicted model, not a curated record.
UCACGUGCGAAAUCAUGGCGCUGGACAGUGGAGUUGCCUCCUUGGGGGUGGAGGGAGCUCAGGCUGCAGCUCACGCGCUGUCACUGCCGGCCGAAGCGUACGGUAACGAUGAACGCAUCGAAGCCAUAUGGGCAAUGAAGGCUUACAAUCACGCUGAAAUUUACUUCAACCUCAUUUCCUCGGUCGAUCCCAAAUAUCUCAAACUUACGAAAAACGACGACCUGAUUUACACCAAGUUCAAGGAGACGUUUAACGAUAUUAAACUUCAGAUUUUGGACCCGGAGCAGCUAAAAUCUGCAGAGGCCAAAGAGAAAUGGAGGCCAUUUUGUAACAGUUUUGAAGGUGCCGUUGAGGAUUUUAACUACGGUACGCUGCUACGGCUGGACUGCUCGAAAGAGUACACCGAGGAGAACACCAUAUUUGCCACCAGAAUCCAGUUCUUUGCCAUCGAGAUUGCAAGAAACCGCGAAGGCUUCAAUGAUGCCAUAUACAACGCCAGCGUGAAGCAGAGGCAACAGAGCCAGUCCAGCGGGCAGAGCUAGUGUGGAGGGUGGAGUCACCAGCGGCCUGUGAAUGGUGGUGGUGCUGACCAAGGCCAACUCUAAACACAUCCUCUCCGCAACACAGCAUGUUCCGCGGGGGACAGAGGAAGGACUCCCUGGCUCUCUGACUUGCCUGGCCCGUCAUAUUUGAGUAUUUAUGUUCUAAAGAA